AUGGCGACUUCUCUCGAGAUUCUUCGUCCCUCACCAUCACCCGUUAAGGAGUUGAACCCCGUGGGCACUCUAGCAAGAGAUCUCGAGGACAGAUCCAGCACUCUUAUCAAGCUGAUUGCAUUGCAAGACUGGGAACACCCGGACAUUGAACGAUAUCUCGAUCCGGCUUCGCUGGCAAAUCAAUCUCGAAAGAGCUCCUCUCGGGCGCGGAAGGCCUGCUGCGAUCGAUCCACCAUUGCUGGUAUAGGGCCAGAGCUCAAGAUUUUGAGCGUUAGCACCGAAGUUGAGGAGGACGAGGGCCAGGCUAGUGUCUGGAUGCUGCUUUCCCUUCCCCGCGACGUCCAUGGUCUGGUCAGAGAAAUCAUCACGAUCAUGCAAUGGAGGAUCGACGCGGGUCGGUGGAAGUGCUACGAACAGACCGCUCCACAAGCAGGAUCAGGGUUUGGGAUUUGA
Messenger RNA from Ramularia collo-cygni, 453 nucleotides. RefSeq lists its product as uncharacterized. The record is from RefSeq and is a predicted model, not a curated record. The coding region runs from base 1 to 453 and encodes 150 amino acids. The transcript has a single exon. Lineage: Eukaryota; Fungi; Ascomycota; Dothideomycetes; Mycosphaerellales; Mycosphaerellaceae.